AUGCGUUCCCAGUCCCUCCUCGUCGCCGCUCUGGCUGCUUCCGUCUCUGCUCACGGCACGCUGUUGUCCGUCACUGGUUCCAAUGGCGUCACUAUGCCCGGUCUCACCAUCGCCGAUGGAACUCCCCGUGACUGCACUUCCAACGGCUGCGGCUCUCAGGCCGACACCGCCAUCAUCCGUGACCGCGAGAUCGCCUCCGGCCAGGUCGGCCCUCUCGGCCGCACCCAGGGCAACGGCCCAGUCGACGCCUCGGUCAUGAUCGACAACUUCAUGGGCGGCGCUGCCGCUCCCCAGAACAACGGCAAGGCCGCCGCCACCGGUGAGGAGGACAACAUCCCCAACUUCAAGCGCGCCGAGCUUCACGUCCGCCAGGGCCUCGCCGGUCUCUUCGGAGGCGCCGGCGGGGGCAAGGCCAAGACGCAGAACGGCCCCCCGAGUCCCGCGUCGCCGCCACCGCCGGCAUGGGCGCCUCCCAGGAUCAACCAGGAUGGCGCUGGUCCCUUGACCGCCGACGUCGACGGCACCUCCGGCGGUACCAAGGAGGAGGCCAUGCAGAAGGCCCAGGUCACCACCAACGUCCCGGGACUCGGUAUCCAGGGUCUCUCCCUCGCCACCAACGCCGAGUUCCCCGUCAAGGUCCAGAUGCCCGCCGGCAUGACCUGUGACGCCACCGUCGGCAUGGCCAAGAACGUCUGCGUUGUCCGUGUCCGCAACGGUGCUGCCGCCGGCCCCUUCGGUGGCUCCGCCGCCUUCACCCAGACCGCUGCCGGCCGCAAGCGUGCCAUUGCCUACCGCCUCAAGAAGCGCAUGGAGCUCAACAACCGCGCAUAA
Molecule: messenger RNA, 831 nt
Organism: Colletotrichum spaethianum
Lineage: Eukaryota; Fungi; Ascomycota; Sordariomycetes; Glomerellales; Glomerellaceae
Exons: 3
Coding region: 1-831 (276 amino acids)
Source: RefSeq, a predicted model, not a curated record